Messenger RNA from Helicoverpa armigera (cotton bollworm), 1521 nucleotides. Its product is annotated as monocarboxylate transporter 1. Gene Ontology annotation, molecular function: monocarboxylic acid transmembrane transporter activity. The transcript is spliced from 10 exons. Gene Ontology annotation, cellular component: membrane. The record is from RefSeq and is a predicted model, not a curated record. Gene Ontology annotation, biological process: transmembrane transport. Lineage: Eukaryota; Metazoa; Arthropoda; Insecta; Lepidoptera; Noctuidae. Bases 70 to 1512 code for a protein of 480 amino acids.
GACUUGAGAUAAAACAUGUAAUUGUUUUAUUCAUUAAGAGAAUAUUAUUGCUGAGUGCUAGUGUUUAACAUGAAUGUUAAAGAUGAUAAUAAUGUGAACAAAAAAUAUAAAAAUGUUCCUCCUGAUGGCGGUUGGGGUUAUAUGAUAGCUUUUGCUGUGAUUAUUCUAAGUUCAACUUCAACUGCAUUUGUGUCAAGCUACGGCCUGUUGUUCAAAGAAUUUCUUCGAGACAUCGGCAGAAGCUCGCAUGAUGUAUCAUUGAUACCCAGUGUAGCCGUCACAUGUACUGCACUUGCAGGUUUCCUGACAAAUCCAUUGCUUUCCUUGAUGAGUCAUCGAAUGCUAACGCUGGUGGCUGUACUGAUAUUUAAUACUGGAGUUGUUUGCAUUAUAUUUGUGAAAUCUGUCUUCACUUUUCACAUUUGCUAUGGAAUUUUACAGGGUCUCGGACUGGGUUUCAUGUAUAACUUAUCCUGCAGUAUUUUGAAUGAUUACUUCGUGAAGAGACCACUCAUGAUCAUUAGCUUAAUUCAAAGCGUUGUCGCAAUCUCAUCAAUGAUGGCACCAUUAUUAAUAAAAUGGUCGUUGGAUAGGUAUGGGUUCCGUGAUACUAUGAUAUUGCUGUCUGGCCUGACUUUACACAAUUUCAUAGCUGUGACUUUAAUGCACCCGGCUAAGUGGCACAUGAAGAAAGUUGAAAUUGAUUGUAGUAAUGAAAAGUUUUUGCCGGAGAAGCAACAGAGCGAAGAUCUGAGCGCUAUUCCAAUUAUAAAACUGACAAACGCAGAUGGCAAUAUUUUGAAUGUUAAUGACAAAUUGUACUUAGCUGAGAACGAUGAUACUGGAAUCAAUUUCAGAAAAAUAAUCAAUUUACUGGUAGACAAGUCGCUGUAUGAAGGAUUUCUACUGUCCUGCGUUUGCGCCGGCCCUGCACUGGCUCUGUUCGCUGAUACUACUUACUCUUCAAUACUAUCACAAGCUUUGAAAACUGCUGGAUGGAUGAAAGAUAACAUAGCUUUAGCCAACACGCUGUAUAACAUUGGAGACUUGGUUAUGCGGUUGCUGUUCUUCGUACUAAGUAAUUGGCUACACAAGUUCGGCAGCCAGGAGCUUUAUGUACUUGGAGUCACUUUGGGCUUAGUGUCUAGGCUUGGAAUGCUCUGGUCUAAGAGCUACAUAGCUAUAAUGAUCUACAUCUCUCUAGUGGGGGCUUCGCACUGUGCUGUCACUAUUCUAGUUCCCCUAGUGGUAGGUGAUGCUGUCCCUGCUAAGAAGUUUACCUCAGCUUUAGGCAUGCUGAUGAUGUUGACUGGGAUAGUCAACUUGGUGUUGGGACCGGCUAUUUGUGCCGUCAGAGACCUGUCAGAGAGUUACGGUCCAGUAUUCUACCUGAUCGCGUCCUGUUUUGCAAUCAUCGUUCUAUUCUGGUCAAUAGAAAUGUGCUACAAGAAGAACAAACACAAGAGAUUACAGCGGAGAGAAUAUUUGAGACAGAAAAAGUUAAAUAAAUGAAUGAAUGAA